CCCUCCUCCACCCGCAGACCCAGCCGGUGUCCCGGAGGGGAGCCGCCGCGGGGCUCCGGAACCUUCGGCCGCUGCCGCCCUCGUUCGCCGCGGGACCAGUCGGGGGACCCCGUUAGCUGUUGCUAAGGGGCGGCCCCGGAAGUGACGCUCCCCGGGUUUGUUGACAGCGGAGGCGGCGGCAGCUGCAGGCUGCGAGCCGUAGGAGCCGGAUCGGGGGAGGGGCCGGGCCCCGGAGCCAGCACCCGGCGUCCCUCAGCCCCGCCCGCCGCCCUAAGGGCAAGCAUCUCCCGGGCCGCAUUCUCCGCUCCUCCUCGCCGAGGAAGCAUCCCGUCCGCUCCCGGGGCCAAAGGAUAUCUCUGCGUCCUCCCCCCUUCCCUUCUUGCCUCCGGUGCCUCACCAUCGCCGCUGCAACCAUUUGCAAAGGUCCAUCUCGGCCAGUGGUGGGAGGACUCCCUUCUCUACCCCUGCUGCCAGGCCGUGGCUCAGCUAAUGAUCCUGUGAGUGUCAGGGAGUCACCAUUGCCCCUGGGGGCCCCUGUCCCAGAGUGGCCUACCUGUCUGCUCCCAGCAUGGCGUCAGACACCCCUGAGUCCCUGAUGGCCCUCUGCACUGACUUCUGCCUGCGCAACCUGGAUGGCACCUUAGGCUACCUGCUGGACAAGGAGAAUCUGCGGCUCCAUCCAGACAUCUUCCUGCCCAGCGAGAUCUGUGACCGGCUCGUCAAUGAGUAUGUGGAGCUGGUCAAUGCCGCCUGCAACUUUGAGCCGCACGAGAGCUUCUUCAGCCUCUUCUCGGACCCCCGCAGCACCCGCCUCACCCGAAUCCACCUCCGCGAGGACCUGGUGCAGGACCAGGACCUGGAAGCCAUUCGCAAGCAGGACCUGGUGGAGCUGUACCUGACCAACUGCGAGAAGCUGUCCGCCAAGAGCCUGCAGACGCUGAGGAGCUUCAGCCACACCCUGGUGUCCCUGAGCCUGUUCGGCUGCGCGAACAUCUUCUAUGAGGAGGAGAACCCGGGGGGCUGUGAAGACGAGUGCCUCGUCAACCCCACCUGUCAGGUGCUGGUCAAGGACUUCACCUUCGAGGGCUUCAGCCGCCUGCGCUUCCUCAACCUGGGCCGCAUGAUUGAUGGGGUCCCCGUGGAGUCCCUGCUGCGGCCGCUCAACUCGCUGGCCGCCUUGGACCUCUCGGGCAUCCAGACGAGUGAUGCGGCCUUCCUAACCCAGUGGAAAGACAGCCUGGUGUCCCUUGUGCUCUACAACAUGGACCUGUCGGACGACCACAUCCGUGUCAUUGUCCAGUUGCACAAGCUGCGACACCUGGACAUCUCCCGAGACCGCCUCUCCAGCUACUACAAGUUCAAGCUGACUCGCAAGGUGCUGAGCCUCUUUGUGCAGAAGCUGGGGAACCUGAUGUCCCUGGACAUCUCUGGCCACAUGAUCCUGGAGAACUGCAGCAUCUCUAAGAUGGACGAGGAUGCAGGACAGACCAGCAUCGAGCCUUCCAAGAGCAGCAUCAUGCCGUUCCGGGCUCUGAAGAGGCCACUGCAGUUCCUUGGGCUCUUCGAGACCUCCCUGUGCCGCCUCACGCACAUUCCGGCCUACAAAGUGAGUGGUGACAAAAAUGAGGAACAGGUGCUGAAUGCCAUCGAGGCCUACACGGAGCACAGGCCGGAGAUCACCUCACGGGCCAUCAACCUGCUUUUCGACAUCGCACGCAUUGAACGCUGCAACCAGCUUCUGCGGGCCCUGAAGCUGGUCAUCACGGCCCUCAAGUGCCACAAGUAUGACAAGAACAUUCAAGUGACAGGCAGCGCUGCCCUCUUCUACCUGACCAAUUCCGAGUAUCGCUCAGAGCAGAGCAUCAAGCUGCGCCGGCAGGUCAUCCAGGUGGUGCUGAAUGGCAUGGAAUCCUACCAGGAGGUGACGGUCCAGCGGAACUGCUGCCUGACCCUCUGCAACUUCAGCAUCCCUGAGGAGCUGGAGUUCCAGUACCGCCGAGUCAACGAGCUCCUGCUCAGCAUCCUCAACCCCACGCGGCAGGACGAGUCGAUCCAGCGCAUCGCCGUGCACCUGUGCAACGCCCUGGUCUGCCAGGUGGACAACGACCACAAGGAGGCCGUGGGCAAGAUGGGCUUUGUUGUGACCAUGCUGAAGCUGAUUCAGAAGAAGCUGCUGGACAAGAUAUGUGACCAGGUGAUGGAGUUCUCCUGGAGCGCCCUGUGGAACAUUACGGACGAGACUCCCGACAACUGCGAGAUGUUCCUUAACUUCAACGGCAUGAAGCUCUUCCUGGACUGCCUGAAGGAGUUCCCAGAGAAGCAGGAGCUGCAUCGGAAUAUGCUAGGACUCUUGGGGAAUGUGGCAGAGGUGAAGGAGCUACGGCCCCAGCUAAUGACUUCCCAAUUCAUCAGUGUCUUCAGCAACCUGCUGGAGAGCAAGGCCGAUGGGAUUGAGGUUUCCUACAAUGCCUGUGGCGUCCUCUCCCACAUCAUGUUUGAUGGCCCUGAGGCCUGGGGCAUCUGUGAACCCCAGCGGGAGGAGGUGGAGGAGCGCAUGUGGGCAGCCAUCCAGAGCUGGGACAUCAACUCACGGAGAAAUAUCAAUUACAGGUCAUUUGAGCCAAUUCUUCGCCUCCUUCCCCAGGGCAUCUCACCUGUCAGCCAGCAUUGGGCCACCUGGGCCCUGUACAACCUGGUGUCUGUCUACCCGGACAAGUACUGCCCCCUGCUGAUCAAAGAAGGUGGGAUGCCCCUCCUGAGGGACAUGAUAAAGAUGGCAACCGCGCGGCAGGAGACCAAGGAAAUGGCCCGCAAGGUGAUUGAGCACUGCAGUAACUUUAAAGAGGAGAACAUGGACACGUCCAGAUAGAGGCCUCUGCCCCCAUGGCCGCCACUGCUCUGGACCACAAGGCCGGGAGGAAGCGCUCUCAAGCAGCCCAGCUGGCAGAUCCCCACCCGGGGAGCCUCCCACUGGAUGAAGGGACACAGGGGGACUUUUGCACAACCGACGCUUUUCCUUAACAUUAGUGAGAUAUAUAUAUAUAUAUUAUAUAUAUAUAUAUGUAUAUGUAUAUAUAUAUAUAUAUAUAAUAUAUAUAUAUGUAUAUUAUUUUUUUUUGGUUAGGAAGUGUGAAGUUUUGUGUGUAUGAUUUCUGUACAAAAACAAAAGAAACACUCCCUGAGUCCUCGCAGCUUCCUUGGCCAUUCUCAAGCCCCAACUCAAAGCCUUCAUCGCUGCCACACUCACUCCUACCCCUGCCAGACUAAAUGCCUCUAACAUUGUGAGUGUCCAGCCCUCACCCUGUAAUCUCUGACCUUGGCCUCCCUUCCUGUUAGGAGAGGCAAUGGGCUUUUGAUAGCCCACUCCAAGACCCUAACCCAGCCACCAAAGCCUGGGAACGCCCUCUAGGUUCCUGGGUGCAGCUGAUGGGGUUUGGAGAUUACAACUAACCCCACUGAGUCUCCCAAAUGCCUUGGUGCUCCCGGCUGUGGGCCUCUGGGGCGAGCAAGUAAGCCGUACCUGCCUAGGUCCAGGCAGUCCCAGCCCCAGAGGGCCCUGGAGGAGUGGAGCUCACAACGGCUCUGCUGCCCUCUGGCCAGGCCUGCCUGAGGCCACGCUGCUAUGGAGGCUGCCUCCUAGUCUCCCACCAGGUCCCAGGCUGUCGAAGGCCCCAGCCCAGGGCUGGUCAGAAUUCGGGCAGAUUCCACUGCCCCUUCUGCCAAACAUAUCCAGAACCUGCUCCCAACCCUGGAAGCCAGCACCCCCUGGGGCCAGGGGCUUUUUCCCCCUCACCCCCUACCCCUCAUCUGCCCGCAGCACCCACGGUGCCCAGGCACCCCACCAGCAGAACUGAGCCUGCCUCACUCGCCCCUGCCUGCCCCGCUGCCCAGAGGACCCCACACCUCUCUCACAGGCAGGAGGUCCCCAAGCCAGCCUUUCCCGGUGGCAACAGGCAGACACCUCCAGACCAGCAUUUGGCACGUCCUGCAGCGGCCCUGCCCGGCCCUCCGGGGCCCUUCCCGCGCCCCUCCCAUUCUGACCCCAGGCUUUCCCUCGGAAACCUCCGUGCUGUGUUUCAGAGAAGUGUGAGACACAAACUUAUCUUGAAAUAUCUUGUGGUCCUCCCUUGAUGUCACUCUGAAUUGCUUCUCAUGGCACAGACGGCGGUGAGGAGGCCCCUCUGGAACAAGGGGCUGGGGAACAGAGCUGACUCUGCAGGUAGCCCUUGGAGGGUGGCUUUUCUUUCCUCCUCCUUCCCUGGGCCUGUUUUUGGAUUCUCCUGGUGUUUCUGCCUGCAGACAGAGCAGUCUGGAUGAGCAGCCCAGGGGAGAGGCACCUGGCCUUUCUCCUCUGGGGUCUUUCCCUCCCAGCCAUGGGAAGGGCCAGCUGCCCUGUGUCCCUCAGCUUAGCAGAUGGCCCACAUCUGCCCCUCCCUUCCAUGCUCACGUGGCCUGAGCCAGGCCCCGGGCAGAGCUCACAUUGCAUUGCUUUACCACCUGGGGCCUGGGUAAAUGUCUGUACUUCGGGAUGUCACAGAAAUACAUUUUUGUGCA
This is a messenger RNA of Mesoplodon densirostris (Blainville's beaked whale), 4554 nucleotides long. It is a transcript of the gene ZER1, whose product is annotated as zyg-11 related cell cycle regulator. NCBI's taxonomy places the organism in Eukaryota, Metazoa, Chordata, Mammalia, Artiodactyla, Ziphiidae. The record is from RefSeq and is a predicted model, not a curated record. The transcript is spliced from 17 exons. Gene Ontology annotation, cellular component: Cul2-RING ubiquitin ligase complex. The coding region runs from base 569 to 2869 and encodes 766 amino acids. Gene Ontology annotation, molecular function: protein binding.